AACACAGUAGAAUGGCAUCAGUCAGCUACUGCCACGUAAGGACCACCCACAGGAUCUCUGUGCUAUGAACCGACACGAAUGUACUUAGCUUUCCCGUCUGGGCAGCAUGGGGUCAGGUGGCGCAGGCCGGCCCUGCUGGGCGGCGGGGGUCUCCGCAGCUUGCGCCCGCCUUGGGGGGUGGCUGUCCGUGACUGGUUCGCGCCGGCUCUGCUGCCAUUGUCCCCCUCCCACCGAGGGCGGCCACGUCCCGCUCGUCUCACGGCCACGCCGAGGCCACAGCAGGCGAGGCCACAGCAGGCUGGGAGGAAGGGCUCAGCACAGGACUGCAUUUCUGCCUCAGCGGCUAAGUGAAGCAUGUCGAGGGGCCAAACCCCAAGUGCAGAAGGGCCUGCACAGGGUCUGUCGAGGGUCACAGCCCUGGGCACGCGCAGGAGCCCAGGCUGAACCCAGCUCUGUGUCCUCACACAAGGGCUGCACCCAGGCCUUGCGUGGGCUGUGGGUGGGGUGGGGUGGGAGGGUGUCACUGUAUAGAUGGGGCAUGGGGGGGUCAGCAUUGAACAGCUGGGGGAGGGGCCCUCGCGGGUGGGGCUCUUGUCUGAGGAGGAAGUUGGGUGAGGGGACCCCGGCCAUGGUGACCUCACUUCCCUGACAACAGAGCCCAUCAGAAUUUGGAACCCAGAUCCGGAGGUUGCCGACGGAAGAAAGCGCGCCCAGCAAAUGCUGUCUCAAGAUGUCCUUUCAGGGCUCCCCACCGCCUCUGGCCGUUUGGUCGGAAAGACCACAAGACCACGGAUGAAAUCGGGAGGAGGCUGGCGGAGAGCCGUGACGUUUCCGCGACCUGGGGCGUGACCCCACAGGGGUCCCCAGGAGCAGGUGCUGGGGAUUGCGGGGGAAGGCCUCCGACACCACCCAGACCACUGUCCCUGGUGGUCAUUGACUGGAUUGUGCUCCAGGAAUGGAGCCCACGGAGACCGAGCUCGAGGCUGAGAAGCCUGGGGCGGGGUGCCUGUGGGUGUGUGGGGACGGGUCGGGGCCGGCCCCACAGGGAGGAGCCCCGAGAGGCUGGUGUGGGGCCAGGAGCAAAGACUGUGUGCAGAGCACCCAGCGGGUGGACUGCAGUCGGGGAGACGUCCCGGGGAGGGCUCCUUCCUGGCUGCGGCUUCUCUGGGAGGCUCUGGGCUGGGCUCUGUCUUGCAAAUACCCACGGAGAGCAGGCACGGGGGUGAGCUUUCCUCCUCUCACAGAUGUUCCACGACCUAAGGAGCUAGAGCCGGCUCCAACUCCCUCAGCAGCUCUCCAGGGAGGGGUGGUGCCUGCAGAGACUUCAGCAGGAGCCCAGGAGCCGGCAGUUGACCCGGCACCUGCCCACGGAGAGCCUGACGCCGACCCGGAAGGGCCUGCUCGAGAACCUGUGCCCGGAGAGCCUGCCCCUGUUCCUGCCACUGUUCCUGCCGGAGCCAGGGCCCCUGUGCCUGCCCCGAACUGUGGCCCUGCUCCUUCCCCAGACCCCGCUCCUGCCCUGGAUCCUGACCCAUCCCUACCCCUGCCAGUGCCCCUGUCCCUGCCCCUGACCCAGAUACUGCCUUGGUUCCUCUAUGUGCCAUUGCUGGAGACCCUGUCCCUCCCCUUGCACCUGCCCCUUCCCCUUCCCCUGCUUGUGCUCCUGUUCUGGCCCCUGACCCAAGUCCUGCCCCUUCCCCUGCCCAUGCCUGUGUCCCUGUUUUCGCCUCUGACCCAAAUCUUGCUCCCACUCAUGUCCCUGCCCCUGCCCGUGCCCCUGCAGCUGCCACUUCCCCAGCACCUGCCUGUGCACCUGUUCUUGCCCCUGCUCCGGAUCCUGACCCAGCCCCUGGCCUGGAUCCUGCCCCUUCCCCUGCCCCUGGCUCUAUUCCUGUUCUUGCCCCUGUCCCGGCUUCUGCCCCUGCACCUGCCCCUUCCCCGACGUGUGCAACUGUUCUUGCCCCUGACCCAGCUCCUGCCCUGGAUCCUGCCCCUUCCCCUGCCCCUGCCUGUAUUCCUGUUCUUGCCCCUGUCCCGGCUUCUGCCCCUGCAACUGUCCAUUGCCCUGCCCCUCCCUGUGCUCCGGUGCUUGCCUCUGACCCAGCUCCUUCCCCUUUCCCUACCCGUUUCCCUGCCCCUGCAUGUGCACCCAUUCCUGCCCAUGACCCACCUCCUGCCCCUGCACCUGUCCGUUCCUCUACCUGUGUCCCUGUACGUGCCCCUGCCCCUGCCAGAGCCGAUGCCCCUUCCCCUGCUUUCCAGGGCCGCGGGCCCUUCCCUUGGCCCUGCCUGUGCUCCUGUACUUGCCCAUGACCCAGCUCCUACUGUGCAUCCGGCCCCUGUCCCUGCUCUUGCAUCUGGCCCUGCCCAUCCUCCUGUUCCUGCAGGGCUCCCAGAACCACAGCCAGAGCCCACAUCCUCGUGGGGAAAGCCGCUUGUACAAUUACCCUUAUUUCCAUCACCCGACCCUGAUGCCCCGCCAGAUUGUUUCAUCCCCUCCCCCUGUGUUCUUUCUCUCUGGUACAUAUUAACUGUUAUAUUAUCUUUCCUUAUCCUCUACGCUGUUUAUUAUUUAUUUUAAAUAAAAUUAAUUGUUUUCUGUUGGACAAGUCUGGAGCAUUAAUUAUAUUCCCAAUGCUGUGCCACCACACCCCAGAACAUUGCUGCACAAUAUCUGCUUCCGCAAAGGACACCCUGAACCAGAAGGCCUCCCUGCCCAUUUCUCCCCGAGCCCAGGCCCUGGCGACCCCUAAGCUGCUUUCUCUCUCUGUUCCUUUCCUGGGUGUUUCCUGUACGUGGAAUCACGCAAUAGGGGCUUUUGCGUCUGCCCCCCUAUUUUCAAAGGGAACUCGUUUCCUUCUGUAUUUAUUGGACACAGAAUUUCCCUUAUUCGAUAUUGAAAUGCCUGGGGCUUACAGAUCAGACGUAAUCAGAGAGGCCACUUUAGGAAUUCUGGGCACAAUCUUGGGGCCGAGACCCCUGUUCCUGCUGGGACACCUCAGCCUGACCCCAGACAGGACAGGGCUGGUUCCUCCUGUGGCCCACACAGAAACCAGGGAAAUGCAGAAAGCUGGAAGACACACCCCAAAGGGCAAUGCAUUGCUCACAACCCCAGGCCAGAGAAAGGUUUCAGCGGACUCUGGUCCAAACCACGCUCCAAGUCACUGGGUUCCACAGGGAGAGACCACACGCAUGCAAGUCCAAGUGGGGACAGGCACGGGGGGAGUCAGAGAAGCGGAGCUACCAGGGAAGGACUCUGGCAAAAACAAAAAA
Zalophus californianus (California sea lion) is the source of this 3273-nucleotide messenger RNA. Its product is annotated as tetra-peptide repeat homeobox protein 1-like. The record is from RefSeq and is a predicted model, not a curated record. Lineage: Eukaryota; Metazoa; Chordata; Mammalia; Carnivora; Otariidae. Bases 956 to 2581 code for a protein of 541 amino acids. The transcript is spliced from 3 exons.